CAAAUCAUACGUGCACGUACACACCCACCCACACGUAUAAUCUUGUGUAGCUCAUGUGUGAGUGAGUGAAUGCAAGGCGCGAGAAAGCGACUAACGACGACGUCGAACAGAGCGCUGAGCAGCAACUUGUGUCAAAACGUACUCGUGUCAGCAGCCAAGGAGACAUGGAAUCGUUGCCGGAGACUUACGAAAGCGUGCUUCUGGUGAAGCAGGAAGUGUUCGUCUUUAAAAUACCACCAAUGUCGACCAACAGGGGUUAUCGAGCUGCAGACUGGAACUUGCAAGAACCUUCAUGGACGGGACGUAUGAGGGUAGUGGCAAAAGGUGAUGCAGUUUGUAUAAAACUAGAGGACAAGAUCAGUGGUGCACUCUUUGCCAAAUGUCCUAUCGAGGCAUACCCUGGUAUUGCUGUGGAAGCUGUGACAGAUUCCUCUCGUUACUUUGUCUUAAGAAUUCAAGAUGAUGAUGGCAGGUCUGCCUUCAUUGGUGUAGGUUUCCUCGACAGAUCAGACAGUUUUGAUUUGAAUGUUGCACUUCAAGAUCACUUCAAGUGGUUGAAAAACAGAGAUCAAAUUGAAAAGGAGAAAGAGGCACCUAAGGAACAAAUGGAUUUUAGGUUUAAGGAAGGAGAAACUAUCAAAAUUAACAUGAAAAUUACUAAAAAAGAUGGCAGUGAAGUAUCUUCCAAAGCAAAACAACGACCAAGUACAGGAAUAGGACUUCCGCCACCUCCUGGGAGUGUGAAAAUAGCUCCACCACCUGCAAGAACACCAACUCAGUCUCCAGCGCACAAACCACAAAAUAAUUCUAGUGCAGCACCUGGUGAAUGGGGUGAAUUUGCCAGCGCCUCUCAACAGCAGAAUACAGGAGCAUCAGCUCCAGCGCCAGCACCUGCGCCAGCUUCAAAUGCUAGCUGGGUACAAUUCUAAUAAAUGUUCUGAUUCCAAUGGAAUUGCGCAUAGCUGCACCAUAGGUUCUUGAUUUAUGUAUGUAUAAUUUAUAUAUAAAUAUAUAUAUAUAUUUGAAAUAGCAAUGUUAUGCACACAUAUGUGCAAAUACUGCUUGUAAGCGUUUUAAAAUAAGUAUGGUAUUGUUGAAAAGGAUGGAAAUGUGGAUGCAUGGUCUUGAGAUUGUCCAUAUAUUUAAGAUUAAAAAUGUUUCGCUUUGAGAUGAUUCAGAUAAAAAAAAGAGGAAUAAUUCAUGAUUUUGCAUUUAAGUGGCAAACUCUUUGUUCUCCAUUUUACAUAGAUUUCCCAGCUUUCCUUUUCAUUCAUACUGGAUUUCUAAUUGCAGUAUUAGCUUCACUUCUAUUUUUUGUAUGACAUUCACCCUUCCAUUUUCUGAACUUAAGUCGCGUGUAAGGCCUCAAUUGAUGCCAGAAUAUAUAUCUUCAAGUUUGUACAUAUUAUUGUAAUUGAGAGUAAACAAAAAAAUAUCUAUCAAAUAAUCAAUAGGCCUACGUAGAAACAAAAAAGAAAAAAGAAAAAAGAAAAAAGAAAAAUAAAUAUUAAAACGCGCGUUGAAAAUAAUGUAAACAAAAGGAAAAUGAGAGCAUUAUUAUCGUGGCGAGGCGAGAUGACUAUGUUGUAUGCUGGUUCGAAAAAAAUGACAAAAAAAUAUUACAAAUAAAUGAUUCCGUGAUCAUUAUUCAGUAUAGCACACUGAAUAAACGUGUUAAAGCAAAUCAAGAUGUUGUUACGUCGAUCAUCACUGUUGUAACUAGUAUGAAUAGGCUAAGAAUAUUCCAAAUGUGCAGAAAAUUAUGAAUGCCCUCGAUAUAUAUUUUCUUCAAAUAUAGAAUAGAUCUAAUGA
Messenger RNA from Phymastichus coffea, 1812 nucleotides. Its product is annotated as NECAP-like protein CG9132. The record is from RefSeq and is a predicted model, not a curated record. NCBI's taxonomy places the organism in Eukaryota, Metazoa, Arthropoda, Insecta, Hymenoptera, Eulophidae. Gene Ontology annotation, cellular component: clathrin vesicle coat; membrane. The transcript is spliced from 3 exons. Gene Ontology annotation, biological process: endocytosis. Bases 165 to 929 code for a protein of 254 amino acids.